Messenger RNA from Schistocerca piceifrons (Central American locust), 1389 nucleotides. RefSeq names its product splicing factor 3A subunit 2-like. The record is from RefSeq and is a predicted model, not a curated record. NCBI's taxonomy places the organism in Eukaryota, Metazoa, Arthropoda, Insecta, Orthoptera, Acrididae. The transcript is spliced from 3 exons. The coding region runs from base 1 to 1389 and encodes 462 amino acids.
AUGAUUAAAACCACAGGAAGUGUGGCGUCCCUCGUCUGCUUCGCAGCUGCACUCCCUUUUCCUGUGUGGACUGUCGUCGCCUCAUCGCUGCCGUCGUCGCCUUCUGGAGCUGCUGCCUUCCGCCUGCCCACCCCGAGGAGCCGCCGCCGCCGCUUUUCGCUCCAGGAGGACCGCACCUGCCGGCUGGAGCUGUCUCUAGUGCCGUCGCCGCCCCAGUUGCUGCCGUCGCCGCCGUCGCCAGCCGGCGUGCUGCCGUCGCAGGGCGUGCUGCCGUCGCAGGGCGUGCUGCCGUCGCAGGGCGUGCUGCCGUCGCAGGGCGUGCUGCCGUCGCAGGGCGUGCUGCCGUCGCAGGGCGUGCUGCCGUCGCAGGGCGUGCUGCCGUCGCAGGGCGUGCUGCCGUCGCAGGGCGUGCUGCCGUCGCAGGGCGUGCUGCCGUCGCAGGGCGUGCUGCCGUCGCAGGGCGUGCUGCCGUCGCAGGGCGUGCUGCCGUCGCAGGGCGUGCUGCCGUCGCAGGGCGUGCUGCCGUCGCAGGGCGUGCUGCCGUCGCAGGGCGUGCUGCCGUCGCAGGGCGUGCUGCCGUCGCAGGGCGUGCUGCCGUCGCAGGGCGUGCUGCCGUCGCAGGGCGUGCUGCCGUCGCAGGGCGUGCUGCCGUCGCAGGGCGUGCUGCCGUCGCAGGGCGUGCUGCCGUCGCAGGGCGUGCUGCCGUCGCAGGGCGUGCUGCCGUCGCAGGGCGUGCUGCCGUCGCAGGGCGUGCUGCCGUCGCAGGGCGUGCUGCCGUCGCAGGGCGUGCUGCCGUCGCAGGGCGUGCUGCCGUCGCAGGGCGUGCUGCCGUCGCAGGGCGUGCUGCCGUCGCAGGGCGUGCUGCCGUCGCAGGGCGUGCUGCCGUCGCAGGGCGUGCUGCCGUCGCAGGGCGUGCUGCCGUCGCAGGGCGUGCUGCCGUCGCAGGGCGUGCUGCCGUCGCAGGGCGUGCUGCCGUCGCAGGGCGUGCUGCCGUCGCAGGGCGUGCUGCCGUCGCAGGGCGUGCUGCCGUCGCAGGGCGUGCUGCCGUCGCAGGGCGUGCUGCCGUCGCAGGGCGUGCUGCCGUCGCAGGGCGUGCUGCCGUCGCAGGGCGUGCUGCCGUCGCAGGGCGUGCUGCCGUCGCAGGGCGUGCUGCCGUCGCAGGGCGUGCUGCCGUCGCAGGGCGUGCUGCCGUCGCAGGGCGUGCUGCCGUCGCAGGGCGUGCUGCCGUCGCAGGGCGUGCUGCCGUCGCAGGGCGUGCUGCCGUCGCAGGGCGUGCUGCCGUCGCAGGGCGUGCUGCCGUCGCAGGGCGUGCUGCCGUCGCAGGGCGUGCUGCCGUCGCAGGGCAUGCUGUCUCUUGCUGACGCUGAGGACAAUAAUGAAAGUUUUUAA